AUGUCCGCCAUUGGAACCCUUGUCUUCUGCACCGAUUGCGGUAACCUUCUGCCCGCGUCAAUGGGCACGGAGAAGAACACCCUUACCUGCGACUGCUGCGGUGCCGACAAUAAGGACACGGGCGCCAAGACGAUUAUUACCCAGACCAAGCCUUCCGAUUUCCCUUCGCAGCUCCGACAAAAGCUCCAGUCCAACGUGCAGGCCGUCGACAGGGCCAACGUCAAUACCGAGGCCACAAUUAGGGAGACAUGUCCGAAGUGCGGUAGAGAGGAGGUCCGCUUCACUGCCGUGCAGCUUCGCAGUGCAGACGAAGGCAGCACCAUCUUCUUCACCUGCGAGUGUGGUUUCAAAUGGUCUCAUAACAACUGA
Molecule: messenger RNA, 369 nt
Organism: Colletotrichum orchidophilum
Lineage: Eukaryota; Fungi; Ascomycota; Sordariomycetes; Glomerellales; Glomerellaceae
Product: transcription factor S-II
Exons: 3
Coding region: 1-369 (122 amino acids)
Biological process (GO): termination of RNA polymerase I transcription; DNA-templated transcription
Cellular component (GO): RNA polymerase I complex
Molecular function (GO): nucleic acid binding; DNA-directed RNA polymerase activity; zinc ion binding
Source: RefSeq, a predicted model, not a curated record